AUGGGCAUUUUGAAUUUCUUGCCCUUCUUCUGGCUCUUUUUCUUCUUUACGCUGGCAUUAGUUGCAUCAGAAGAUGAUAACGGAAAUGUUGGCAAGAUUUCUAGAUUAACGAAUCCUCCACCUCCACCUCCACCUCCCCCGCCUUUGCCACUGCCUUCCGAUGCGAAAGCUCCACCGUUCAAGCCUGGUGUUGCCAUAAUUGUUGGAGUACUCACCACCAUUUUCUCCAUCACUUUUCUGUUGCUUCUAUAUGUAAAGCACUGUAAAAGGGAUAUCCAUGUCAAUAACUCCAGAGGGUACCCUCAAUCAGCAAUGGUAGCAAGGAAAAAUUCAGGAAUCGACCCGAAAGUGAUUGCAUCACUACCCAUAUUCCGGUUUAAAUCGUUGAGGGGUCAAAAGGAUGGCCUGGAAUGUGCAGUUUGCCUCAAUAAAUUCGCACCCGAUGAAGUUCUUAGAUUAUUGCCAAAAUGUAAGCAUGCUUUCCAUGUCGAAUGUGUGGAUACUUGGCUUGAUGCUCAUUCAACUUGCCCACUCUGUCGCUACCGGGUCGACCCGGAAGACAUUCUUCUGGUCGAUUAUGAGAAUAAAUCUCUGUAUAAUCAUGACCAGUCUAAUGAAAAAUUGAGCUGUGCUCUACUAUCUCCUAGCCAGAAGGGGAAAGAAUUCGUUAAUCCGAGAGUUUCAGGGAGGCAUUCGUCAGCCGGAGAAAGAGGAAAGUCGUUAGAAAUUAUAGUCGAAAAUCCCCGCAAGGAUUUCAGCAGAAGAUCACUUGAUAGCUGGAAAUCCGGCAAGAAAAAGUGGUCCAGAAAAGACAGCCUGGCGGAGAACUCCAGUCAGGAAUUAGGUAGCAAAUCCCUAGAUAGCUCAAAAUCCAGGAGAACGUUAGCUAAUGAAUCCCGAAAAGACGGGUUGCUGCUGGAAAAGCAGAAGCAGGUUGAAAAGCAUCGCCUGGAACACCGGAUCAUAAUUGCCGGGGAGGCUCAAGCAAGCAGCAGCAACAGUAGCCACGACCACCGCUGGAGCGACGUACAGCCACCAGAUUUACUCUACUUACGAUCGGAAAUGAUUCUGAGUACAAGCCUGGGGUUCUCACGGCGGCGGAAAAUCGGCGGAGAUGAAAACGACACGGCGGAGGGGAGUGGCAGAGGUGUAAUAAAUGAAAGAAGUGUGUCUGAAAUCACAGGAAUGAGUAGGUACAGAAGUAAUGGAAAACAGGAGGAAGAGGGACAAAGACAUGAGGGGGUUGUAAAGAGGUGGUUGGCUUGGAUUUCACAAUCCCAACAGCAGAAAAAGACAGCUGUACAGUCUGCCAGGCCUUCUUCUUCUUCUUCUUCUUCUUCUUCUAAUACCUCCAUUGUUGUUUAG
Molecule: messenger RNA, 1365 nt
Organism: Fraxinus pennsylvanica
Lineage: Eukaryota; Viridiplantae; Streptophyta; Magnoliopsida; Lamiales; Oleaceae
Source: the annotation of a GenBank genome assembly